CUCCCUCCUCUCCCUCCUCUCCCUCCCCUGCAGACGAAGGCAUGGCGAGCACCGACAUCAGGAGGGAGUGUGAGACACAAGACUGCAGCAAGGACGCUAAACUUCAGUGUCCGACAUGUAUCAAGCUCGGCAUUCAAGGCUCAUACUUCUGCUCUCAGGAAUGUUUCAAAGGGAGCUGGGCAUCUCACAAGUUGCUGCACAAAAAAGCAAAGGAGGACAAGAACCAGAAUGAACCCAAGAACUGUGUGGAGAAUGACAUGAACACAGACCCAUGGCCUGGCUACCGCUACACAGGAAAUCUACGCCCUCACUACCCCCUGACUCCUAUGAGGCUUGUACCUAGUGACAUCCAAAGACCUGACUAUGCUGAUCAUCCCAGAGGAAUGUCUGAGUCGGAGCAGUUCCUGAAGGGGACGUCACAGAUCAAGAUCCUUUGUCCUGAGGACAUUGAAGGCAUGAGAGUCGUGAGCACGCUGGCAAGAGAGGUCCUGGACAUCGCGGCAAUGAUGGUGAAGCCAGGGGUCACAACAGAGGAAAUCGACCACGCUGUGCAUUUGGCCUGUACAGCGAGGAACUGCUACCCCUCCCCUCUCAACUACUACAACUUUCCCAAAUCCUGUUGUACGUCUGUCAAUGAAGUCAUCUGUCACGGCAUCCCAGACAGAAGGCUGCUCCAAGAAGGAGAUAUCCUCAACGUGGACAUCACUGUCUACCACAAUGGUUUCCAUGGCGACCUCAACGAAACGUUCUUCAUCGGGGAGGUGGAAGAAGCGGCGAAGAAGCUGGUCCAGACGACAUAUGAAUGCCUUAUGCAAGCCAUCGACUCUGUGAAGCCUGGUAUCCGUUACAGAGAGUUAGGUAACAUCAUCCAGAAGCACGCUCAGGCCAGCGGCUUCUCCGUGGUGCGGAGCUACUGUGGCCACGGCAUCCACAGACUUUUCCACACUGCCCCCAACGUGCCACACUAUGCCAAAAACAAAGCUGUUGGAGUAAUGAAGCCCGGCCAUGUGUUCACCAUCGAGCCCAUGAUAUGUGAAGGUGGCUGGCAGGACGAGACGUGGCCCGACGGCUGGACGGCGGUGACCAGAGACGGGAAGCGCUCGGCUCAGUUUGAACACACUCUGCUGGUGACGGAGACCGGCUGUGAAAUCCUCACCCGCCGCCUGGAGGAGAACGGUCGCGCUCAUUUCCUGAACCAAAUGUAGGCGGAGACACCACGGACUGGACUUUGCUGACACAGACACGCCCAGCACGUCUGGGCCUCACACACACACACACACACACACACACACACACACACACACACACACACACACGUUUCAGACGAGGGGCACCACUCCCAGGGCUCAGUGUAACUGUGGCUCUCAUUGUUCUUUGCGUUAUUAAAUUGUGGUUCCUCAAAUGAAAUGGAAGUACUUGAAUGUGUCUUAUAUUAAAUAUGGAUUUAUCCGUGAACACUUAUCUCUUUUGAAGGAAUUCUAUUUAUGAUGAGGUCUGGUUUGGCUUUUGUAGUUGCACUUAGCAGUACCAUUCUGUGCUUCUUUUCUUUCAUCAUCUACUAACUGAAGAACUGAGAAGCAGAUACAACAGAUACAACAGAGACAGAGUUACAGCAGAGUCCAAACUUACAAACCACCAGCACUCAGUAGGAUUCUUCAUUUGAACACACUCUGGUGGAGAUUUAAGCAAACGUAUUAAAGUAUUUAUCAGCGACUGUAACUCCUCCUGUGGACGCCCAUAACUAUUGAAUAUUGUGUUUUACGAGAAUGAAUGAAAGUGGAGUAGUAGAAGUUGUACGUGUAUGUUAAUAAAUGCAUAAAUCACUCAGAUUUUAAGCAUCAGGAACGGAUACUGUCUUAAAUGCAUUUUUGAAUAUGAAGCUAGGACCUAUAGGAGAUCGUUAGUUUAGCUUUGACUAGUAUAAAAAUAGUUCACCGGCAAACCUGCGUACUGUGCUUUUACUGAGGUCGAUGUGAGACUUGUGCAAAAAACCACAUCACAAAACAAACAAAAUACAGUCAUUUCAUGUUUUAGUGCAAAAUAGGGCUGCAACAAUUAUUCAAGUAAUUGAUCACUAAAUGAAUUGCCAAAUUUGAGUUCAGUAAUAAUUUCUAAUGACCAGCUUUCUGAUUGUUUCAGCUUCUUAAAGUGAAUCUUUUCUGGUUUAUUUGCUCCAUAUAACAAAGAUAUUAAUCAUUAAUCAACAGAUUCAUUGAUGAGCUGCAGCCAUGUUGUUAAACCUUUAUAUUUAAGGACCUGAGUUCAGUUUCCUGUUGAAUGUUUGGUUUCAUGCAUGUUAACGAGGGAUAAUAUUAGCUGCUGGAUGACGGUGCCGUGUCAGUUGUCACUGUCAUGUUCUCCCUCUGACCACGACAUCGUAGCUGUGACCGUGUUGAGGACGUGGAUCGUAGCUGCUCACAGAGUCCGGGCAGAACCGUCAGUCCAGUGUUGAACGUGUUGGUCUCUCCUCUGUUGUCUUGUUUUUAAUAGCCCUGUUGUAGCAAACCCAGCCUUUAAGUGUGGAUCUAGAGAAGUUACCUUGAUGUGGGGAUUAGUUUCCUCUGGUGUGAGCAGAUUCCAUUCUUUCUACUCUUUCAGAUGACUAAUGUGAUCACAGUCACUCUGCCUUGUUUCUAUUUCUUCUACAGGAGUAAUAAACGCCUCUUCUGUA
Messenger RNA from Solea solea (common sole), 2671 nucleotides. It is a transcript of the gene metap1, whose product is annotated as methionyl aminopeptidase 1. The record is from RefSeq and is a predicted model, not a curated record. The transcript has 11 exons. Bases 42 to 1205 code for a protein of 387 amino acids. Gene Ontology annotation, biological process: proteolysis. Gene Ontology annotation, molecular function: metalloaminopeptidase activity. NCBI's taxonomy places the organism in Eukaryota, Metazoa, Chordata, Actinopteri, Pleuronectiformes, Soleidae.